Messenger RNA from Pimephales promelas (fathead minnow), 5433 nucleotides. The record is from RefSeq and is a predicted model, not a curated record. Lineage: Eukaryota; Metazoa; Chordata; Actinopteri; Cypriniformes; Leuciscidae.
GCGUUAAUCUCCAGGGAAAUGGGCACGUUUGGAAUAAGCGGUACCAGUCAGCAAGCUCACUCUAAUAUUCCAAUGGCUGUGGGAGAAGUGUUUCCAGAGAGAGAGAGGGAGGGAGAGAGAGAAAGAGAGGGAGAGAGGGGGAAUAUGAGGGCAGUACUCAGGAUGAGCCUGCGCUUUGAGGCUGUAAAACACUAGACCCUGAGGGCAUUCUCUGAGACUGACCUUCAUUUGCAGCUCUCCCUCUUCAGGAAACCUGACAGCAAGAGAAAAGAAAAGUGAGGUGGUAUCUGCAUUCCAGCUGAGAUGCCGCGACACUGACGGCCCUGCCCUGCCCCGUCUGUCGAACCGGACCAAUGAUGACAAUGAACACAAUGAUGUCCUUACGGCGCGUGUAGCGCUAAAUUCACUACUACCGGACUCUUAAGAGACACUCCACUUUGAUCCGCGCUCAUUCAAACUUCAGAUGGACUACAUUCAUCCUGCACUGACCAGUAAAAUGAAUUGGAUCACACUACUGUUGGCCGGCUUGACUUUUUGGGGCAAAGUGUCCGAACACAACUGUUUAGAUUAUGAUGACAGUUAUGAUUAUUAUGAAGACGAGAAAACAGAGACGAUAGACUACAAGGAUCCCUGCAAAGCCGCUGUAUUUUGGGGAGAUAUUGCCUUGGAUGAAGAGGACUUGAAAAUGUUUCAGAUCGAUGGGACGAUAGAGCUUUCGCAGCGGUCACAUGGGAGACAGGGACACACAUCUGGUGGUCUAGGAGAGCAUAAUCCCAGUAAGAAGAAAGGUUCAUUAUAUCUGUUGCUUGACAGAAUACGACGGUUAGGUUUUGAGUCGUGGCCAGUGAACAGCAGUAAAGAUGUGUCGAGCUCCAAGGCAGGAGGGAGGAGUGUAAACGGCGGCAGAGGUGUGAAGUCUCGAGUGCCACGUGCUGCCACAUCCCGAGCUGAGAAGAUCUGGCCCGGAGGAGUCAUCCCUUACGUCAUAGGAGGCAACUUCACUGGAAGUCAGAGGGCCAUGUUAAAACAAGCAAUGAGACACUGGGAGAAACAAACGUGUGUCACUUUCAUUGAGAAAACUGACGAGGAGAGCUACAUCGUCUUCACCUACAGACCCUGCGGGUGUUGCUCUUAUGUCGGUCGCCGUGGCAAUGGUCCCCAGGCAAUUUCCAUUGGGAAGAACUGCGACAAGUUUGGCAUUGUCGUUCACGAACUUGGCCACGUAAUUGGUUUUUGGCACGAGCACACACGACCUGACCGUGAUGAUCAUGUGACCAUCAUCCGUGACAACAUCCAGCCAGGUCAGGAGUAUAACUUCAUUAAGAUGGAACCAGGGGAUGUCAACUCUCUUGGUGAGCCAUAUGAUUUUGACAGCAUCAUGCAUUAUGCCAGAAACACUUUCUCCAGAGGAAUGUUUUUGGACACAAUUCUUCCCUCUCGCGAUGAGAACGGCGUCAGGCCUGCUAUCGGUCAAAGAACUAGACUCAGCAAAGGAGAUAUAUCGCAAGCUAAGAAGUUGUACAGAUGCCCAGCGUGUGGUGAAACUCUACAGGACUCAGUGGGGAAUUUAUCAUCUCCAGGAUAUCCUAAUGGGUACCCGUCAUAUACACACUGUGUAUGGAGGAUCUCCGUCACACCUGGGGAAAAGAUAGUGUUAAACUUCACCACUAUGGACCUCUACAAGAGCAGCCUGUGCUGGUACGACUACAUAGAGGUUCGUGAUGGAUACUGGAGGAAAGCGCCAUUGCUGGGCCGUUUCUGUGGUGAUAAAAUUCCAGAAGUUUUGGUCUCCACAGACAGUCGGAUGUGGAUUGAGUUCCGCAGUAGCAGCAAUUGGGUUGGAAAGGGAUUUGCAGCAGUCUACGAAGCAAUAUGCGGAGGGGAGAUCAGUAAGGACUCUGGACAGAUUCAGUCUCCAAACUAUCCAGAUGACUACCGUCCAUCUAAGGAAUGUGUGUGGAGGAUCACAGUGUCCGAGGGCUACAGCGUGGGCUUGAGCUUUCAAGUCUUUGAGAUCGAGCGACAUGACAGCUGUGCAUAUGACUAUCUUGAGGUUAGAGACGGUUUGUCUGAGAACAGCCCUCUGAUUGGUCGAUUCUGCGGCUACGAUAAACCUGAAGAUAUCCGUUCCACCUCCAACACCCUCUGGAUGAAAUUUGUCUCUGAUGGGACUGUAAAUAAAGCAGGCUUUGCUGCAAACUUCUUCAAAGAGGAAGACGAGUGUCUGAAGACAGAUAAUGGUGGCUGUGAACAGAGAUGUGUUAACACAUUAGGAAGCUUCAAAUGUGCCUGUGAUCCUGGAUACGAACUGGCCCCUGACAAGAAGAGCUGUGAAGCUGCAUGUGGUGGCUUGCUGACUAAGUUGAACGGCACAAUCACCACCCCAGGUUGGCCUAAGGAAUAUCCUCCCAAUAAGAACUGUGUGUGGCAAGUGGUUGCCCCCACUCAGUACCGCAUAUCCAUGCAGUUUGAAGCCUUUGAACUUGAGGGAAAUGAGGUGUGUAAGUAUGACUAUGUUGAGGUGCGGAGCGGCUUGUCAUCUGACUCGAAGCUUCAUGGGAAAUACUGCGGAACAGAGGUUCCAGAGGUCAUCACCUCCCAGUACAACAACAUGCGAAUCGAGUUCAAAUCAGACAACACAGUGUCCAAGAAAGGCUUCAAAGCUCAUUUCUUCUCCGAUAAAGAUGAAUGUUCAAAGGAUAACGGUGGAUGCCAGCAUGAGUGUAUCAACACUAUUGGCAGCUAUGUGUGCCAGUGCCGCAACGGCUUUAUUCUGCAUGAGAACAAACACGACUGCAAGGAAGCUGAGUGUGAGCAUAAGAUCCACAGCACGAGUGGAACCAUCAGCAGUCCCAACUGGCCUGACAAGUACCCCAGCAGAAAAGAGUGCACGUGGGACAUCACCUCCACACCUGGCCACCGGGUCAAAAUUUCUUUUAAUGAGUUUGAGAUAGAGCAGCACCAGGAAUGUGCGUAUGAUCACCUGGAGGCCUUUGACGGUGACUCGGACAAGACGCCCAUCCUGAGCCGUCUGUGCGGCAGCAAGAUUCCAGAACCGCUCAUCUCCACGGGCAACAAGAUGUACCUGCGAUUCACCUCUGACGCCUCAGUGCAGCGGAAAGGCUUUCAGGCCACUCACUCCACUGAGUGUGGUGGGAGGUUGAAAGCAGAGGUGCGUCAGAAGAACCUGUAUUCUCAUGCUCAGUUUGGGGAUAAUAACUACCCCGGCCACACCGACUGCGAGUGGCUCAUAACGGCAGAGUCGGGUUAUGGCAUCGAGCUUACUUUCACCACCUUUGAGGUAGAGGAGGAGGCCGACUGCGGGUAUGACUACAUCGAACUUUACGAUGGCUACGACACCGGUGCGCAAAAACUCGGACGCUUUUGUGGAUCUGGGCCUCGUGAGGAGCUUUACUCUGCUGGCGAUGCCAUGAUGAUCCAUUUCCACUCUGAUGACACGAUCAGUAAGAAAGGCUUCCACAUCCACUACACCAGUACAAAGUUCCAGGAGGCGCUACACACACGCAAGUAACGUCUCCCCCGAGAGACUCCAGAGAGACUGAGCACAGGGAUGAAAUGCUACAACAAGGAGAAAUGGACUCCAAAAAAUGAGUGAGAUUGAUUUAUGUCAAUCAAAGACCCUGCCAAGAUGGGUUUCCCGCAUUGGAUUUGCCUCUUUAUGUUCAGCCACUGUGGAAGUGCUGUCAUAUUGACCUUUGACACUGAUCAGCUGCUCUUAUGUGUGGGAUAGCUCUGCCCACUGGAGUGCUGUCCUGCACUCUUUGACUGGACCCCUGGACAAACACUCAUACACAAAAACGUUUUGUUGGCUCUCUGUUAGUCAGUGAUAGUCAUGUAAAAUAACAAAGGAAGAGACAAUGACAAUAAUACAUUUAAGUAACUGGGUGUGUGUGUGUGCAUGUCGCUCUGGACAGCAUGGACAGUUUGGCUGCUAAUGCCACACCACACUGUACCUCAGCUAAAAUGUGUGUGUGUGUGUGUGCGUGCGCGUUUGUGUGUGUGGAUGUAUGUGUUUGAGAGAGAGUGAGGCCUUCAAAUACCAGCCUGAACUCAUUCAAAUGUUUUUACAAUUAUGUGGUUGUAAUUUUAUUAUUAUUGUGUUAGCUUUAUGGCAAAGCCCAUUUUCUUUCCAUCAAAAGUGCAAAAGUAAAUAUGUAGCCCUAUUCAACAAUAAGCUUACUUAAAUACAGUAUAUGUAGCCCAUUGCUAUAUGUCUUCAACGCAAGCGUUUAUGACAACAAAGACGUUUUAAGACAGUGGGUCUCAUUCACUAAGCUUGCGCACACAUGAGUUUGUGUAUGAAAUCUGCGAGCAAAUAUUUUAACAAACAAAACCAGUAACUUUAUUAUACUACAAUUUCUUCAAAAUUUAUGGCGGGAGAAAUUAGGAACAUCUUAAACCACACAUACACAAAAAAUCACAUGCUCUGGAUGGCCUUAUACUGUAAUUGUGUUAAGGUUCAAUUUUAUUCAUAGACAUCUCAUCUAUUUCAUCAUACAUUGAAACACUGCAUUAUAGUUUGGGCUGCAAGGUGUCCCUGUAUAACAACACAGAUAUGCAUGUCUUAAAAGUGUUUAUUGAGUUUGAACUGGUUUUGAUUGAAACGCUUUUAUAUGGAGUUUUGGUGUCUUAUGCAAAUGACUAACCUUGGGCUGCCACUCAUUUAGAAUAUUCCAAAUUCAUUAACAUUACAAUGAGGUUGUGUGGACGCAUGAGUGUGCACUUAGUGAAUUAGGCAUUCAUUUUUCAUGAGAAGUUCUCUUGUGCGUAAAAAUUCAAAAUAAUCCACACGAUUUCUUAGUGAAUGAGACCCAGUUGUGUUUCAUUCGUGAUCAGGCCCACAAGGAAUCUGACAUUUACAAAGAACCCCCAAACCUUGUGUGUUCAUUUAUUAAAUACCAUUUCUAUUCUGAAGAAUUUUAUCGAUUUUCUUUUUCUUAAAAUGUUAAAAAAUAUAUAUAUCGCAGAUUUCAUUUGGGCCUUCUCAUGAAUUGCAGAAACCAUGUGAAGCUGUUUGAAUUGUUUUGUGUGUGUGUGUGAGAGAGAAAACUGAUAGGAUAUAUAAUUCUGUUAUUUGCCUGUUGAAGAAACCAGUGGUUUUCUCACUCUUCCAGUAACGCCUCCUGAAGAAUUGAACAGUGAAUAAUGUGAACAGGAAACAAUGUUAUAAAGCCUUGCAUUAUAUGUCUGUUACAGCUGUGACAACUGACUACAACCACCUUCACCCUGUGCGCUUUAUAUGCACUUAACACAAGAGACUGUAUGGAACUGUGUGGAAAUGAACCCAUGAGCAGUACCAAUGAAGCUGAAAAACUCACAUAAUCUACAAUGAAAACUAGACUCAUCAUCGCAAGGGAACGUUCUAAGUUGCUAUACCCCCAAUGAUGAGUUUUCCCUGCUUGGAAAAAAAAA